Capsicum annuum is the source of this 1297-nucleotide messenger RNA. RefSeq names its product protein TIFY 10c. Gene Ontology annotation, cellular component: nucleus. The coding region runs from base 208 to 1107 and encodes 299 amino acids. The transcript has 5 exons. The record is from RefSeq and is a predicted model, not a curated record. NCBI's taxonomy places the organism in Eukaryota, Viridiplantae, Streptophyta, Magnoliopsida, Solanales, Solanaceae. Gene Ontology annotation, biological process: regulation of jasmonic acid mediated signaling pathway; regulation of defense response; response to wounding.
GUGUAUUAAUAUCCUUUUUCUACCCCAUCUUAUCAUCUACCAUUACAUUCACAUUUUUCUUCCACUUGUUUUUUUUUUCCUUCAUCUAAAUAACUUUCCAGCUACCAGAAAAAAUAUUCAUAUUCUUCAUUUUAAUUUCUGAAUAAACAGCGUAGAAAUUAAAUUGCAAAUUUUGGAUAGUUUUUGUGGAUUUUUUCGCGGGCAAAUAUGUCAGACGGCAGCCGGAGGACCGUGAACGGCAAGGCGCCGGAGAGAUCAAAUUUCGUGCAUACUUGUAACUUGUUGAGUCAGUUUAUUAAAGGGAAAGCUACUCUUAGAGAUCUCAAUCUCGGAAUCGCUAGCCAAUUAGAAGUUGCAGGAAAAACUGAAACUGCAACUAUGGAUUUACUGACCGUCAUGGAAAAACCAUCUAUUGAUCUAACAAAAGAACAAGAACAAAAAUCCAUAGAUCCUGUUACAACUGAUUCUUCUAGAGAUAUGGAGGUCGUCGUAAACGAGACCAGCACGAGCAAAGAGGCACCAAAGGUAGCUCAAUUGACUAUGUUCUAUGAUGGUAAAGUGAUAGUUUUUGAUGAUUUCCCAGCUGACAAAGCUAGAGCAGUGAUGCUAUUGGCUAGUAAAGGAUGUCCUCAGAGUUCAUUUGGCAGUUUUCAGACUACAAAUAUCGAUAAAAUUAACACAUCUGCUGCUGCCCCUGCUUCUUUGACAAGUAAUAAAACUGAUUCUGUUGCUCCACAACAACAGCAACUCCAGAUUAAGCGAGGCUCUAGUCCUGCCGCACCGCAACAGCAACAACAGCAGCAGCAGAGUGAUGCUAAAACUGAUCAGGUUAAGCCGGGAUCAAUUUCUUCUACUGCACCUCAAAAACAGCCGGAGCAGCAUCAGCAAAUCAAGUCACAGGCUGCCGGAACUAGCACCAGCUCCGAUCUACCUAUUGCAAGGAGAUCUUCACUUCAUAGGUUUCUCGAGAAGAGGAAAGAUAGGGCAAUUGUUAGAGCGCCAUACCAAGUUGUACAUAACAAUCCAGGACCAUCGUCUUCAAAUACAAAUGGCGAAUCAUCCUCCAAAGGUUGCGAAGAUCAGCUUGAUCUCAACUUCAAGUUAUAACUUAAAUGUAAUUCCAUAAGCUUUUUUUGCUUGAUGAUUGGAUUAGAUAGUGUUAAAUAUUUAUUUAGAUCAGUGAUUUGAAGAUUUUUUUCCAGCACAAGUUAGUUUACGUAUCAUCUUUCCUGUAUUAAUUGUUGUUUUGACUUUUCUAUUGUUAAAUUUAAAAUAGAAUGGUUAAUUGCUUUGUUUA